AUGAGAAAUGCAAAACAGAUUAUAUGCAUAUGCAAAACAGGAACAAAGAUGAGAAAUGCUUACCUUUUGCUUGCAAUGAAAGUUUUCGCUUGGAGUUGCAAAACAGGAAAAAGAAUUAUUUUUCAGGGACAAAGACGAAGAGGAGAGGAAGCUGAUGAGAUUCAGACACGGCACUUUGGGAAGUAA
This is a messenger RNA of Prunus armeniaca (apricot), 186 nucleotides long. The record is from the annotation of a GenBank genome assembly. Lineage: Eukaryota; Viridiplantae; Streptophyta; Magnoliopsida; Rosales; Rosaceae.